Molecule: messenger RNA, 315 nt
Organism: Ostertagia ostertagi
Lineage: Eukaryota; Metazoa; Nematoda; Chromadorea; Rhabditida; Trichostrongylidae
Source: the annotation of a GenBank genome assembly
AUGCCAUGUUCUCAAAACAUGUUUUCUCUGAUCUUCUGCCUAUUGCAAACCAUUCGAGGCUUUGUGGUGAAGAAGCAACGACCGAAGGAGGUAAUCGAUGUAGCAGCACAGCGUUAUCGAUGGAUCUCCGACGACGACGCACUCGCCGGAAGUCAUUCUGAUCCUCACGGAAGAUUGUCGUCGUGGAUUCGGGCGAACGCUCGUCCAUAUCUCCCGAUCCGUCAUCCGCGAACAACGCUCGACGUGCACGUCAGCGCUGGUCUAUACCAAAUAGUUGACUUGGUAAGGUAUCCUCUAUCUUCUGUGAGCAGCUAA